This is a messenger RNA of Ostrinia furnacalis (Asian corn borer), 1452 nucleotides long. RefSeq lists its product as uncharacterized. The coding region runs from base 35 to 496 and encodes 153 amino acids. The transcript has 2 exons. Lineage: Eukaryota; Metazoa; Arthropoda; Insecta; Lepidoptera; Crambidae. The record is from RefSeq and is a predicted model, not a curated record.
AAAACUGGAGACUUUAUAUCCGGAUGCUAUCACUAUGCUGGUUGACGGAUAUAAGUAUUGCAAAGAAAUGGGAAACAAUGAAGAAACUAGAUGGGUUUGCUCUGCAAGUAAGACCUACAAUUGUCCAGCCACCAUCACCGCAAGCAACUGUGUUCUGAAGCUCAAUAAGAAGCACAACCACCCUAGAGACAACGAAGAUACGGUCGCGAGCGUCACCGAGCCAGAAACGACGCCCCCUAUAAAAAAAAUUAUAUCAGUUCAAGGUGAAGCGUACUUCGUACCAUCUCGCCAAGGGAGGCAGGUGCUCAUCGUGAACGGCCAUAGAUUCCACAAGCACAAGGACGAGGCUGACGGGAGGGUUUUAUGGAGGUGUGGCAAGAGGAACUCGGGGUGCACUGCUUGUGCGAUCACCAUGGCCAACGUAGUCAUCAGGGUGGAUGAGUGGAAACACAACCAUGGCUUGGUCUGCGAUGCUCGGCGAAAAAUCCUGCCGUAGACGUAGUCUUUGGUUCGGGACAGGGAAUUCAUAUUCAACCGGAGUAACGGUUAUUAUACAAGGUGUAUUUGUCUCCAAUCAUUUCGUAGCAGAAUCUUUUACGUAGUUUCUAAAUGAAUCUGACGUAGUUAAAUUACAUUCUAACAUAACCUAACCCACUGUUAGUUUACAAUCUAACGCGUUAUAUUAUAAACUGACAGAGUUCACAAUUUCACGUUGACACAUAUAUUACCUACAACUAACUAGUCCACAUUCUAUGCAUAAUACUUACAACUAGUCCACAGAACUUGUAGAAGUUAUGUAGUCAAUUUAGCAGGUGAUUAGAAUGGUUCCUCUGUCUGUUGCUUAUUGUUUAAAAAUGUUAUUCUUGUUUCGUGAUACUUACUUGGUGGUGUUUUUGAUUGUAGUUCAAAAUAGGUUUUGACUUACAACUAACUAUAGUACGACCGCUUAAAUAAGACCUCGCCUGCGGAACGUUUAACGUUAACCACUUCACUGUGACGUCAUAUAAUAUCUUGAGAACUAUCUAGUGAACUUUUUGAUUUUAUCUCAUGUCUAACGACCCCGCCCGCUUCUUCUGAUAUGUGACGUCACAGUGAAGUAGUUAACGGUAAACGUUUCGCAGGCGAGGACUCAUUUAAACGGUCGUACUUUAAACUUUUUAAUCAAUUUUUCUGCUAAAGUAAUUGGCCAAAACGAAAUGUAUUAUACGGAAUUACGGAUCCUUAAAAACUUUUAACUGUAUUAUUUUUCAAGGUAUUUUUUGAGUAGAGACGGUGAUAUUGCUUUGAAUUGUUUGGCUCGUUACUGGCUCAAUUUCAGUUUUCUUUGAUAUUUAUUAAGCUUAUGAGUUACUUUAUUGGUAAUUUAACGUUAUUAUAGUUAACAACUCCUAACUUUAAUAAAAAAAGGUAUUUGGACAUUUUUUUCAAAUCAGUGUUUUUUAGGGUACCGUA